GACAUUAGAAACUGAAGAAGAAGAAGAAGAAGAAGAAGAAGACCAAGAAAAAUAAGAUUUCAUCUUUGAGACAAGAGUGACGCGAAGCCGAAAUUUGACCUGAAUCUUUUCGAUAAUCUCGAUUUUGCUCGAGAGUCUGUGGUUGUCCAUUGUGUGCUGUUGUUUGUGCUUCAGCAUGGCGGUCGUCAUCCGUUUACAGGGACUGAGAGUCACAGCAGGCUCUGAGGAUAUUCGCAAAUUCUUCACUGGCCUCAAAAUUCCAGAUGGAGGGGUACAUAUAAUUGGUGGGGAGCGAGAGGAAGCGUUCAUUAUCUUUGCUUCAGAUGAAGAUGCAAGAAGAGCCAUGACACGGUCAGGGGGGUGCAUUCAGGGUUCACCUGUUGCAUUGCUACUGAGUAGUAAAACAGAGAUGCAGAGCAUCCUUGAAAGAAGUACAAAAAAUGUAGAGCUAGAUCAAAAGAGGCGACACGAGGAGAAUGCAAGAUGGGCUAGAAGAUCUGUGGACCCUGAGGUGGGCCGGAGAUCAGGUAGCAGAUCGGGCCAUACCCCUCCUCCCCAACACCUGAGGGCUUCAAACACUGAUGACUACUUGCGUGUGUUUCUAAAAGGAAUGCCAUUCUCUGUGACUGAAGCGGAUGUCCGUGACUUUUUUGGUGGUUUACUUGUUGAUGAAAUAGUCUUGUUGAAAAAUGCACAUGGUGUAAAGAACGGGAAAGGUCUCGUCAAAUUUGCAACAAGAGAGGAUGCAUAUGAAGGCCUGAAGAGGGAUAGGAGAUACAUUGGGUCAAGGUAUGUGGAGGUUUCAACAACAACCUUAGACGACUGGCGUCGGGCUACUGGUAACGUGUCAAUGGCUGUCAACACGGAUAACAACUUUGGAAGGGAGAGAUCACCUAUUCGCAAUCAGAGGAAUCCACAAUAUCCAAGGUCACAGUCACCUUUGGCCCAAAGGUCCAUUGCUCCUUCUGACGAUGAGUACUGCGUUCUGUUGGAAAAUUUGUCGUAUGCAGUGGAGAAAGAAGACAUUAAAAAGCUUUUUCGUAAUGCAAAGCUCGAGGAUGACCAGAUCCUGCACUUAAUUGACGGUGAUGGUAGAAGAACUAGAUCCUCAUUUGUGCUCUUCAAGAGUCUGCGUGACUAUUGUGAGGCUUUGACCCACGAAAAAAGGCAGUUUCUCAACCGAUGGGUUUUUACCCGCCCGAUCUCAAGAGAGAAAAUGAUCGCCCUUCUGGAAUCUCAGAGCAUGGAUGAUAAACCUCCUGGAAGCCCGGAAAGGUUUCAGGAGAGGCCUCCAUCUUACCCCAAUGAUGCUUAUGACUCUGAGAAAGUGUGUCUGUUUGUGCGAAACCUGCCAUUUGAUGUACGGAAAGUUGAGAUCAUGGACUUCUUCCUUGGGUUUAAUAUUACAGAGGACAAGGUGUUCGUGCUGCAUGACCAUAAAGGUGCUGGGGUGGGAAAGGCUUUGAUUCUCUUCCGGUCUGAGGCAGAGGCUAUGAGUGCACUCUCUCUCAAUGGACAACGGUUUCUUGGGUCAGAAGUCAUACUGAAAUGCAUAUCACGUUCUCAGAUGCGGCAGUUGGGUGUUGAGCCACCAUUGGUGCAAGAGACAAUUGUGCAAGAGACACUGCCAAGAGAGGAGCAGUACUCAGGCAGGAGCAGCGAGGCAUCCUAUCGGCCUGGUGACACAGAGUACCCUGACUUUAGGAUUUCUCGUGAUGGUAACGGACCGAUGACUAAUGUACAGGCCAAUAGCCACGGAGGUUAUGAUUACGAGCCCUAUGCAGUAGGCCCUUACGCUCCACAAGACAGAGGUAAUGGCGUUCAUGGGGGUUUUGGUCCUUCAGUGCAGCAUCUUGAUGGUCCCACCUGUGUGAAGCUACUUAAUUUGCCAUUCCAAAUCAGAAGCGAAGAAAUCUAUGACUUUUGCUAUGGAUAUCGCAUUAUCCCUGGAUCUGUCUCACUGCAGUACGACCAGAGUGGAAAACCCAGAGGCUCUGCAACUGCAGUAUUUGAGUCCCGUCAGGAGGCGUUAACAGCAGUUGAGGAACUGAGUGGAAGACCAAUAGGUCCAAGGAAAAUACAGCUAACACUUGUGUGAAAGUGACAUUGCUUUCCAUGGUACCUUACAUGCCCUUGUAGUGUGGUAUAUACAUAUACACAAUGUUGAUUGAAGCAAAGUGGAUUUAAGGAAGGUGAUUGCCUUUUUUUCCUUCCCUUUUUGAUUAAUGUGGCAUGGCUUUAUAUAAUUGGGAAUACAGUAAAGGUUUUUUUUUUUUUUUUCCUAGCUGCAAAAAAUAUAUUUGAUUAGGCAAUAUGGUUUGUCUACUACUUAAUAUGGGUUUUGUAUGCAAUGCUCAUCUUAGUUAAAUAUUCUGUUUUUGUUUUUUCAUCAAAAUAUUUUUGUAUAAUUCAGCUUGCAACACUGGAGAAAUGUAUGUAAAUUUAAUUUUACUAUCUGUGGCUAUUGUGAAAAGUGUGGCUUUUAUAAAAACACUUACCUUUGAA
Molecule: messenger RNA, 2505 nt
Organism: Dicentrarchus labrax (European seabass)
Lineage: Eukaryota; Metazoa; Chordata; Actinopteri; Moronidae
Gene: rbm12bb
Product: RNA binding motif protein 12Bb
Exons: 2
Coding region: 176-2098 (640 amino acids)
Biological process (GO): regulation of RNA splicing
Cellular component (GO): ribonucleoprotein complex; nucleoplasm
Molecular function (GO): RNA binding
Source: RefSeq, a predicted model, not a curated record